AUGGCUUCCAAACUCUUCCCCGCCGUCCCGCGGACUGGCCGCCAGCUUUUCCAGAACUUCCCUAAGACUCAAUUCAGACCUUUCUCGGCUGGUCCGCAACGCUGCAGCGACUCCCUUGCCGUGCACCGCAACAAGCCCGACAACAACCCGUCCGUCCCUUUCAAGUUCAACGACCAGAACCUCAAGCUCAUCGAUGAGAUCCUCAAGCGCUACCCCCCCCAGUACAAGAAGGGUGCUGUUAUGCCCAUUCUCGACCUGGGCCAGCGCCAGCACGGCUACACCAGCAUCAGCGUCAUGAACGAGGUCGCCCGCCUCCUCGAGAUGCCCCCCAUGCGUGUCUACGAAGUCGCAACUUUCUAUACCAUGUACAACCGGGAGCCCGUUGGCAAGUACUUCGUCCAGCUGUGCACGACGACACCCUGCCAGCUCGGUGGCUGCGGUAGCGACAAGAUCGUCAAGGCUAUCACGGAACAUCUGGGCAUCACCCCUGGACACACCACCGAAGACGGUCUUUUCACCUUCGUCGAGGUCGAGUGCUUGGGUGCCUGUGUCAACGCCCCUAUGGUCCAGAUCAACGACGACUACUACGAGGAUCUCACCCCCGAAUCCAUCAAGACUCUCCUCACCGCGCUUAAGGAGUCGGCCACCGCUGCUGAGGCCGGCCAGUCCGUCAAGGUGCCCGCCCCUGGCCCGUUGACCGGCAGACAGACCUGCGAGAACAGCGCCGGCCUGACGAACCUGGUGGACCCCGUCUGGGACCCGGAGACGAUGAUGAGAAAGGAUGGAGCCUUGGAUCAGCCCGCGCAAUAAAUGAAUGUCAGCCUAUAAUUUGAAUACAGUUUUCGAUGCCGUGCGUUGGAAGGUUCGAUAGUUUUCCCUCAUGUUUUCCCCUUUUCAUCGUUCUAUAUCUCAAUUUCUCUUUAUCUCGAAAAAACAUUCCUGGCCGGUAAAUUCCAGACACGGCAACUCGGAUGAUGCUCAUGUACAGUACGUUGUGCUUCCAUAUUCGCUUGCUUCCUGUUGCGCAAGGAGGAAAACCGAGUCAUGGUGGGAGUCAUUUGAUCUGCCAUAGAAGGUUGUGUUAGCAGUACCCAAUGGAGUCUUUUAGUUGUUCAAUCACCGGAAUUGCGUUGCCUCUAGGUUACCUACUCUGCAAAAUAAUCCUAAUCCAGAUUCUACG
This is a messenger RNA of Aspergillus aculeatus ATCC 16872, 1180 nucleotides long. RefSeq names its product complex I 24 kDa subunit family protein. Gene Ontology annotation, molecular function: NADH dehydrogenase activity. NCBI's taxonomy places the organism in Eukaryota, Fungi, Ascomycota, Eurotiomycetes, Eurotiales, Aspergillaceae. The transcript is spliced from 3 exons. The record is from RefSeq and is a predicted model, not a curated record. Bases 1 to 810 code for a protein of 269 amino acids.